GAAAUUACCAAAGGCCGUAAAAGUGUCCUUCUCUUGAACAUCGAUCGGGGACGCUUUUAUUAAGCGUAAUCGAGUAUCCUCUGGAUCUUUAUUUUUUUGUCGUUUGCUAUUCAGUUCAAGAAGAUUUGAUUCAACGUUAGAACUUCUUUUCAAGGUUUUACCAGGCGACUGUUUCAAUUCGGGUACUUGUAUUGGACAUUGAAGAUUGUAAUCCAAGGUAACUUCGCCUGGUUCCAACGGAGUUAAAGUGCUGUUCUCGCUGUCGUAAUAAAAAACAUUUUGAAUUUCCUAUAGGGCAGAGAAAAAAAAAAGAUACGUAAGAAUGAAUGACAGAAUAUCGCAAUUAAGUAGUAAAUAAUCUAUCGAAUAGUAUCGUAAUUGUACCGGUAUACUUAAGUCCAAAUCCCGUUGAGUUUGUUGAUGAGCUUCCUGUUGCGAUUGUUGAUGUUGAUGAAGCUGCUGCUGCUGCUGCUGUUGUUGUUGUUGUUGUUGUUGUUGUUGAUGAUGAUGAUGAUGAUGAUUUUGUUGAACUUGCUGCUGUUGAACACAGUCCGUGGUAAUCGGAUUAAGUGGUAUCACUGAUUUUUUAGCAACAUCAUCCUUAAGGAACAUAAGUAAAUCCAAUGCGAACCAUUGAGGCUUUCUGACUAGAAACGUAUUGUUAGGGCCUGCAUUUAACUUGGCAUAAUUCCAUCUACGAUAUUCUUUCCUAAAUGAACUACGAAGCAUGUAUAAUUUCUUCUCAACGUCCGCUAAUGAACAAUUAAAAUGAUUCGCCAUUUCCGUGAGAGCCUCGCGACGGAAACGUCGAUUUUUAUAAAACUCGUGGCUUGUGUCCCAGAGGCAUUUUCUUUCUUUGUACAUUUGUAUCAAGGUCGUUGUAUUGUUUUGAUCCCAUUCUGGUACUCCUUCUUGUGCGGUCAGACCAGAGCAUGGAACUGAACUCAUUAUUGACAUAGUUAGCUAGCUAGUUUGUAUAGAUAUAUUUCGUGUUUUAUUUUUGAUAACACUUCGUCGAAUGAAAUAGAAAAUAUUGAUACUUCUUGUUUUGAGUUUUCUCACUCGGAGGAAUAAAAGGUAUUUGUGUUAACGUAGAGCACGAAAUACAACUCCAAACAAUAUCGGAGUAUAUCCAUGGAAACCGAACUGAAUUGGCUUUGAACUGAAUAUUGUCUUUUAAACAGUUAUAUACAUAAAUCGAAAGACAAUGGAAAACAUACGUAUGUCAAUUUUUAAUUUCAUACAAUAUUAUAUUAUACACAGAGGAUAUUGAUAUAGACUAUAUAUUUGAGAUCAAAAGUAAGAUUAAAUUAAAAAUAUAAAUCAUUUUAUUUUCAAAUUAAAUAAUUUUUCACUUUCAAUCGAGAUCAAAAGGAUUCGACGAUACAGUUCAGUUUCGAUUUUACGCGUUUUAUUUGUUUUUAUCACUUUUUGCCAUUUCUUUUGUUUCAAUCUGUAUCGUGGCAAUUAAGUUAUCGUUAUUAUCAACACACGUUUCUACAUAAAAUGAUCGUUAAUAUUUCUAUUCAGAUCUUAUUACGAAAAUCUUUUAAAAUAUCCAAUGGGAUAGUGAGUAUUGCUCGAGAUGAAGUUAAAAAAUAUUUUGGAAAUCAGUAUCGUCAUAUUCAUAUGUGGAUCCCAAAUGCCGAAUAUAUUACAAAAAUACAAUAUCCGCGAGCUUUGCCGGUUGAUGCUGUAAAAUGGAAAUUUCCGUGGGAAGCAUAUGAUGAUGAUGAUGAUGAAAAAGGAGAGACAGUGCAAAAUAUGCAAGUUAAUUUUGGUCCUCAACAUCCUUCAGCUCAUGGAGUUUUACGUUUGAUAUUGGAAUUGGAGGGUGAAUUAGUUAAAAAAGCUGAUCCACAUAUUGGACUUUUGCAUCGUGGUACAGAGAAACUAAUAGAAAAUAAAACUUAUAUACAAGCUUUACCAUAUUUUGAUCGUUUGGAUUACAUUUCGAUAAUGUGCAAUGAAGAAUGUUACAGUUUAGCUAUCGAAAAGUUGUUAAAUAUAGACGUACCUUUACGUGCCAAAUACAUACGGGUGCUUUUUGGAGAAAUAACCCGAAUAUUUAGUCAUAUUAUGUCAAUAUCAACACAGGCACUGGACAUAGGUGCAAUAACUCCUUUUUUUUGGUUUUUUGAAGAACGUGAAAAAAUAAUGGAAUUUUUUGAAAGAGUGAGCGGUGCACGUAUGUUUGCAGCUUAUGUGCGCCCUGGUGGUGUAGCUUUUGAUUUACCCUUGGGUUUAUUAGAUGAUAUUUAUCAAUGGGCUAGUAUGUAUUCUGAAAGACUUGAUGAAAUAGAAGAUUUAUUGACUGAAAAUCGAAUUUUUAUUCAACGCUUGAAGGAUAUUGGUACAAUAUCAGCUAAAGAUGCAUUAAAUUUUGGAUGCAGUGGAGUAAUGUUACGGGGAUCUGGUAUUGAAUGGGAUUUGAGAAAAAUUGCACCAUAUGAUGCAUAUGACUUAGUUGACUUUGAUGUACCUGUGGGUAUAAAUGGAGAUUGCUAUGAUAGAUAUCUCAUACGCAUUACGGAAAUGCGUCAGUCACUUAGAAUAAUUUAUCAAUGCCUAAAUCAAAUUCCAUGUGGUGAAGUGAAAUGUGAUGAUGUCAAAAUUGUACCGCCAAGCAAGAAAGAAAUGAAAACCAGUAUGGAAGCACUUAUCCAUCACUUCAAAUUAUUUUCACAAGGUUUUCAAGUACCACCGGGUGCUACAUAUACAUCCAUUGAAGCACCAAAGGGUGAAUUUGGAGUUUAUCUUGUUAGUGAUGGUAGCUCUAAACCAUAUCGAUGUAGACUUAGAAGUCCUGGUUUUGCUCAUCUAGCAACAUUGAAAUUCAUUGGACCUGGUUAUUUGUUGGCAGAUAUUGUUGCUAUUCUUGGUACAUUAGAUAUAGUAUUUGGUGAUGUAGAUAGAUGAUCUUGUUAACAGGAUGAUAAUAAGUUCGGUUAUGUUCGGUUUUCGUCAUUUUCGUCUAGUUAACGUAACCUAACUUUGGUAUUUGCUUGAAGAAUUUGAAGAUUUGAGUGCAGUUGUCCGUAGACAGCUGUGUUAGAUUGGUUUUAGAUCAUGGCGACCGGAGUGUUAAGGACAGUCCUACGAAAAUCUGUAGGAUUGUAUAA
This is a messenger RNA of Vespa velutina, 3122 nucleotides long. RefSeq names its product NADH-ubiquinone oxidoreductase 49 kDa subunit-like. The transcript has 5 exons. The record is from RefSeq and is a predicted model, not a curated record. Gene Ontology annotation, biological process: mitochondrial electron transport, NADH to ubiquinone. Gene Ontology annotation, molecular function: NAD binding; NADH dehydrogenase (ubiquinone) activity; quinone binding. NCBI's taxonomy places the organism in Eukaryota, Metazoa, Arthropoda, Insecta, Hymenoptera, Vespidae. The coding region runs from base 1507 to 2919 and encodes 470 amino acids.